CGAAAGGUAGGCGAAACACCGCGGCAGGAGAUAACGCUCUUUAUAACCAACAUCCGCCGCCGCGGGCUGUCAUUCCAGGCGUCAGACAUGGAGGCCGCAAUGUCGCAUGCAAGUUUUCUCCUCGCCUUGCUCCUUUUCUCUCCGUUAACAGUAGAUGGUGCAGCAAUGCCAGACGCAUGCCAAGAGGACGCCAUCAUGGAAUGUCUGCAAAGGAGGGUUGCAGUCAUUGUGGAAGCAAAGGCGCUAACAGAUUUCAACAACCUUUACAAGGCCAUGUGCACCGGGAAGAAAGAGUCUUGCACUGACUUCCACGCACGUCCAGACUGUCCAAAGGACAAGAAGAUGGAACUGGCUCUUCAAGAGAGUUCUUGGGUGGCAGCAAUCGACACCCUCUGUGAGAACCAGGGAUCCCUUCUCAAGAAACUGCUGGUUACCUUCCAGUGCUGGAACCCGCACACGUUCCUCAGCUGUGUCGAGCAACUCGCACUGACGGCUACGCGUCUGGACUUCUUCACUGCCAUGCCGACUCAAAAGGAUUUGGAGGUACUGAAGGUGGAAUUAUCCAAGUGCGUCGACCGCUCCCGGGAAAACAGCACGGAGUGCGCACAGGCCGACGUGGAGCCCGUUGAAAGAGUUAUCGAGAGUUUCAUGGAACGCGCGGUGCCUGGAUACAGCGGCGGCGGCAAAGGAAGAGGCAACAUGGCCACGCAAGCCGGCUCGAGCUUCGCUGCCAUGCUGACCAUCGUCCUAGCUCUGGCUUUCACGAGGCGUAACUAGAGUUGAUGCCGAGAACAAGGACUGGCCUGGGAGCAAGUACGAUAUAGCAAGUGCAAAAGUUGCGUACAUUUGCGAAGCCGUAUUUUACUUGUGAUGUGUUCAGAACGUAUGCUGUCCGUGCGUUCCCCUCAACUCAUGUACAUUGUCAUUCUAGCACGGCAACAGUGAGAGACGUAUUGCCGCGUAUCGGAGCAGAUACAAAAAAAUUAGGGGCGGCUUCACACUAAUGGUGCGAAUACUGUGAAAACAGCGAAGCUGGUGCCCCUUCCCUAGCGUUAACUUUGCUUUACUUUGCUUAACUUGGUUUGGCUUGGCUGGUUCUUAGCGAAACUUAGCCGACCCCGAGUAUCGGGAUGAUAAAGGCUUCUUCUAAAGGCCACUUUAAAGUCCGACGUAGCGUUGACGCGCGAGUGCUCUCGGCACGGGGACGCCACGCCAGCGAAAGCGCAUCACUCUAUAGUCCGGCGCGAGGUGUAGCCGACGAACGCCGGAUACGUCGGCCACGCCUCACGCUGUGGCGAGGGUAGCGUGUGAGAGGGUGGUAACCUCACCGAGCGAUGACGUCACGUGUGUCGCCUAGCAACGUAUCGCACAAGCUGUGACGUCAUCGUAGGCGCAGUUGUCUGCUAACGCUCCACGGACGAACACACACACGUCUGAGCAUGCAAAGCAAGCGCCUUAUCCAGGACAUGCGGAACAGGUAUGCUGGGACACCUUGUGUAAACGUGUGCAAAGUUUAAAGAGAAAGAGCUUAGCCGCUAGCUUUCAGCAAGAACUGUAAGACUCAAUUUACUGCUCAAGGCAGCCUUAGCGUUUUGGCACUAUCCUACGUCCCGCCUAUGCCCCUAUAGUUUUGAAGUUUGUCCCCCAGCUUGUUCCUCGCGAAAUUAAUUUCAUUCCUGGAAAGUACUUUUAUACUUUUACACUUUUAUAAACACAAUGGUUUUGAAACGGCGUGCUGUCGAACACACCGUGGAGCCCCAAAACACCAUUAAUAUUUGGUAGUUUCCCCGCAACGGCCCCUAAUUACUCACCCACCUAUAGCAUUACCCACACCUCUACCUCAACACUUGCUAUGACUACCAGAAAUGUCAUUUAGCCUAAUGCGAAAUGCUCUUUCAGAAUUACUUUCGUCGGCAUGUCGAGCAGGCAGAAUUUUCAUGGACGUUUUGGGGCGGAAGUUUUCCACCGCAUCUGGUUGCACUAAUCGAUUCGCUGUAAAAUCGCUCGGCUGCAUUUAGUCAAAGUAUAUGACUUGAUGCUAAUGCCACCAGCAAGCAGCACUCACGGCAGUUCCUGUUUUCGAACCGUGCCAAAUUCCUUGGGGUACGAAUUCCUUGCACAAGAUUUUCCUCACCUGAGAGUACCUAUUCUACACGUUAACAAUGACAAGUCACUUAUUCGGUGAAAUAGGUGUACCGAGUUCCUUACUGAUCACAGUACCGCCUGUAUAUAGCUAUGACAUAGAUUUUCUGCAUUAUUUAUGCUGUUGUCAUGAGCACUGUUGUAAAUAAAAGAUUCAUGCUUUAA
This is a messenger RNA of Dermacentor silvarum, 2307 nucleotides long. RefSeq lists its product as uncharacterized. Bases 88 to 777 code for a protein of 229 amino acids. NCBI's taxonomy places the organism in Eukaryota, Metazoa, Arthropoda, Arachnida, Ixodida, Ixodidae. The transcript has 5 exons. The record is from RefSeq and is a predicted model, not a curated record.